UAUUGUUUUUAUAAUUUUUCGGGGAGCGCCAAGUUACAUGAAAAAAUGUUCAAAUCUUAAAAACUUACAAACGUAUUUAAAAUGUCCAAGCGGUACAUGUUUCCACAACAAUACGGCGAGCGAAAAAAAGCAAAACUUGAUGUAACGGUGUCUGACCACAAUUUUCCAUUAAGUCAAAACCUUGGAAAUGGGAAAGAUGGCAAUCAUGGGAACUCUUGGGGCGAUGACAACGACGAUGAAAUUCUCCUACUCGCCAGCCAAGCGUGCGAAGAAGCAUACAAUGACCAUAACAUCAGUGACUUACCAAAUUAUAGCGUAUGCAUGCAACCUGAAACCACAAGCACUCAGUUUUGUGAUCCAGCACCCAGUACUUCGAAAACUGCGUUCACAUUCAAGAAACCUACUUCAAGCCCCAUAAAUAUCAUCACAACUAAAUUAAAAGACAAAUGCGAUAGAAUAUCUUCACCCCUACCAGGCAUGUCCAAAGUAUGUAAAAUGAAUGGAGUCAAUGUCAGCGAUGAUAUAAUAAUAAAUGAUAACAUUGGCAAACAAGACACCGACCAUAUUUACAGGCAGUUACUAAAACUCAAAGAGGAAAAUGGAAAAUUAAAGUUAGAAAAUGGAAAAUUGUUAGAAAAAUGUGUGACUAAAGAAGGAGAGGCAUCAAUACUCAGGACUCAGCUUAAGGCAUCCCAGAUUUCAGUAGAUAGUGCUAGAUUGGAGAAGGUUAAAGUGCAGGAAAGAAUGCAGAUGGAAUGGUCUGAUAAAGUAACUGCAGUUAGUAAUCAGAUGCACGAUUUGAGGACGCAACUUGAUUUCAAGAAUUUAGAAAUAAUAAGUAUCAAAGAGAAAUGUAAGAUGUUAGAGUCAAACAAAGUAAGACUUACACAGAUUACCGUUACAGGGAAUGAUGUAACAAUGAGUCAAAGACACAACAAUAACAGCUAUGCAGGACAUCAAGCUGUAACUCAAUACAAAAAACUGAAGACCGCAUCGAGUGCUGUUCAAACGGAUGAGAAGUCACAUUUUGUACAACUUAACAUACCAGCUAGAGAAGGUAUAUCGAAGUUACCACAGAUUCUACCACUUAUCCUAACACCAACAAAUAACCAGUGCUCUAUACUUGACUUCAAUGAAAAGUUACGACAGUCAAGAGAAGCUAACAAAUGUCGUAUAUACAGUACUUUUCAUAGACUACCUUCCACUCCAAAAGUUUGUAAAGAAAAGAGAAAAAAGAUUAAUUUAAACACAAUUUAUGAAAGUUUAUCAAAAAUGGCUGCCUGUAGAGAUUGGACAGUUGAAGACUUUUUGGAUGUUUUUAAAAUAGCAAUAGAAGUAUUACAAGAUGUGCAGUGUGAAUUGGAAAUGAUCAGUCAAAGGAUGACGACGGCAUUCCAAAAGGAAAUGGACGAGAAGUACAUAGACGUCACUUCUAACCUAUUAGUUGUUUACAAGAAAGAUUUAUUGACUGGCCGGGCACUCUACAAAGAAGAGCAGGUCAUAUCAGCAAGAAGGAUGACAGCUGUUUUAGUGUACAUUCUAGAAGACUCGAGAUGUGAACAAAUUGUUGAAAAUAUACUUUAUGAACAUUCGAUGGGAGAGACAGAUCUUUUGAAUAGUUUAAAUAAAAUAUGUACUUUAUUAGAUAACACUACAUGUGCUCUACUUUACAGCGGGCUACUAUUCGCAAUAACAUUAUUACUAAAAAGGAUAAUAUCUUUGACCACAAAACAAAAGCAAAUAAUAGAAAUAUUAAAAACCGUUAUACUUUCAAGACCCAUGCCUUUUGUCACUUGUGAGAUUUUACACUUAUUUGGUCAAAUGUUAUCGGCGAAGACGUCAAAAGAGUUGUGUUGUAAAGGUGUUGUAGGAAACUUAAAAAUGGAUUAUGACCAAGGUGUCUUACUGUACAGAAAAGAUUCUUGUAUAUUACAAGUUAUGUUGAAACAGAUAGAGGGUGUUUUAAAGUGCGUGCAAAGAGCGAGGAAUGUGGAGCAUGCUCUAUAUAAUACUAGGAAUCUUAUUUCGCUAUAUAAUAGUAUAAGUUAUAAAGAUACUGGCAGUCAACAAGAGAAACACAGAUGCGACUGCCAAAUAGUUUUAAUGCAAGUGAUAGUGUACGGACUCAAUGUAUGCGCCAACAUGCUAAAUACUGGCAAGUUAACAGACACACAGACAGACAUACUUGGCGUAUGUCGCAGUGGUGUACAGGUGCUGUACCAGUACGCGAUCAGGGACGUUGAGUUCGCUUCCCAGUUGGGGCACAACGAGGGCCAUCUCUUGGAACUCUGUGAAAUACUAAAAGGCUUUGAGCAUGCAGAUAUUUAUAGCAGCAUGUUAUCAGAGGUAACCAGCACAUUCCAGGCCGCGUCAGAGGACCAGCCAACACACUACCACCGGCAGGCGUGGCUCAGCAGCUUCCAGAACUGCACUAUGACUGAUUAGAUUUAGUGUAACGCAGUUUAGCAAUACGUACAGUUCGGAAACGAAUCGACAAAGACAACGUAGAUAAAAAUCGUUCCCACAGCGUAGGGAUGAAGUGCAGACACCCAUUACUCUGCUCAAAUUUUCAUUUGUAGGCAGUUUUCAGUCAGUACUGAACUCAGUUUGAUUUAUUUCAUUUAUAUUUAGUUAUCUGUUUAAGGUCUUCAGAGAUAGAAGAUUAACUAUGAACCAAUAAUGGCCAGCGCACUCCGGAAACGGUCGGCAAGAGCAUUUUUAUCUUUACCCAAGCUUAAAUUAAAAGGUGAUAAUAAGAUCAAAGGUUAUUUCCCGGGUGGCCUGCCCUGCCGUCCCCAGUGUACAUUGGUCAUUACUCGCAAUCAUUGAAUAUUUUCGUAAAAAAUAUGCAUUUAAACGUAUGUAAUACUAAUAAGAGAAAGUAUAUUGGUAAUUUUUUUCAACUACUAGUCAUCAGCAUCAGAUGCCCACUACAGAGCACGGGUCUCCUCCGAAAAUGAGAAGGUCAAAGCCGUAGUCCACCUCGCUGGCCCAGUGUUGAUUGGUGGGUCUCUGCUAGGAAUGCUUUGAAAUUUAAUAAAACUUAUAUUAUAAUAUAUAUAUAUAUUUUCGACCACUUAUCUAAUGGUACGUCUCUAACAUGUUGCUAAGUUUCGGUGGCCCAUCAUUCAAAAACCCUGUCUGAAUAGAUCGUUAUUAUCGUUUCUGAACUGUACGUUCUAUACACUGUGAUAAAACAUGUAAUUUACACUUGUAAAUAAAUUUGUAUCAUAAUUAAAACAAACAACUUUA
Messenger RNA from Pararge aegeria (speckled wood butterfly), 3252 nucleotides. RefSeq lists its product as uncharacterized. The coding region runs from base 82 to 2445 and encodes 787 amino acids. The transcript is spliced from 11 exons. The record is from RefSeq and is a predicted model, not a curated record. Gene Ontology annotation, biological process: DNA damage checkpoint signaling; DNA repair. Lineage: Eukaryota; Metazoa; Arthropoda; Insecta; Lepidoptera; Nymphalidae.